CGGAAAUUUUUCCCCUUCCAGGUUUCCCCCCUCCCCUCCGCUGCCGGCGAUGGGCGCCGGCCUCCUCCUCGGCGAUGCCGCCGGCCUGGGGGCCCACCCCACCGUCCGUCGCCGGAGGACGCGCCUCUACCCCCGCGGCUGGCCCCCCGCGCCGCCCCUGCGCCCGCGGCUCGGGCUCGGGGCGGCCGCUUGUGUCUUGCGGAGCCGCGGACACGUGGCCAGGUUCGCGGCCUCCGCCUCGGCGGGCGGCGGGGACGAGGCCGGGGAGCUGUCGGAGGACGAGGCGCAGAGGGAGUGGGAGGCGGAGCUGAACCGGCGGCUGAAGGAGGCCGAGGAGAUGGAGGAGCUGGAGCGCACCGCCGAGCAGCUGCAGAGCCAGGCCGCCGCCGAGGCCACCGAGGAGUCGGAGGAGGAGAAGCGCGAGCGCGUCCGCCGCGAGCUACAGAAGGUGGCACAAGAGCAAGCGGAAAGGAGGGCGACGGCCAAGCAAAUGUUUGAAUUGGGGCAAAAGGCAUACGGGAGAGGAAUGUAUGGCCGCUCAAUUGAAUUCUUGGAGGCUGCACUUACUAUCAUACGCCCCUCUUCUCUCCUAGGCGGCGAGAUCCAAAUUUGGCUUGCAAUGGCAUAUGAGGCCAACAGGAGGCACAAGGAUUGCAUUGCAUUGUACAAAGAAUUGGAGAGUAGCCACCCCAUGAUCAAUAUCAGGCGGCAGGCAGCUGAACUCAGAUACAUUUUAGAGGCUCCCAAGUUGAAGAUAUCGAAUGACGAGGUGGUCUCAAUACCACAAAUUGGGAGCAGCUGGGAUUGGUAUGCCGGAACAUGGAGUGACAAAAUCAAGGAACAAGAGGACAAGAAAAGAAAGAUGAGUGCUGCUAGCAACCAAGUUCAGCCUUCCCCAAACAUCUUUGGAGACUUCUCCUUCUUGCGACGGCCAAACGAAUGGAAGAAGAGCGCAUGGGUGAUUGCUACUUUAUGGAUCCUUUUGAUCGGAACAGCAAUCUAUCUGCAAACAUGAAGAAUGCCCGCCAUUGGCAUCUUGGCCGGACACUGAUCCAUGGUUCUGACAGACUGGGAGGUGCUGCUAAUACGGCCUUGUCUCAGAAUGCUCUAAGACAAGAUAGGUCCUGGUGGAUUGUAUUUGUUAUUUGCUGUGCUAUCCAAGACUGGGGCAUAUACUCUUCUGGACUGGCGUGGGCCAUUUAUCAGUUGAAGGUAUUUUUUUAAUGUAAAUACUAACUACUGUAACUAGCAAAGUAUGAAAGUAAGCAGAUGGCAGAUGCUAGCUAGUUACAUUGAUUAGCAAUCCGUCUGUCUGCUCAUACACACUUGAUAUUAUUUGCAUCAGUUGAUCUGUAAGUUACUUUGGUCUGACCCUGAGCUGAUAUGGGCUCUGUGAAAAUUACGAGUUCGAUGGAUUGGUCAAUGUUCUGUUUUAACUAAAA
This is a messenger RNA of Panicum hallii, 1442 nucleotides long. RefSeq names its product translation initiation factor IF-2. Lineage: Eukaryota; Viridiplantae; Streptophyta; Magnoliopsida; Poales; Poaceae. The transcript is spliced from 4 exons. Bases 50 to 1015 code for a protein of 321 amino acids. Gene Ontology annotation, cellular component: chloroplast thylakoid membrane. The record is from RefSeq and is a predicted model, not a curated record. Gene Ontology annotation, molecular function: protein binding.